AUGCUGUCUAGGUCGAUAAGACGACCAAUAUGCUCCUACGUUUGUCAAUCAUGUCUGUCUAGAAGAAUUACACCCUCCUCUACCGUUAUACGCCGUCACAACCAUGCCACGCUCCCCAUACAACCGGACGCAUCCUCCCAGUCCAACAGCAUCGAAGUAAAACCGAAUGAGGGUGGAAGCAAUGAAGGAUCAGGAGCUGAGAAAUCUUCCGGUGGUAAAAAGAAGGGGAAGGGGAAAGAGAAGGGGGAUGCGAAUAAGGCAAGCAAAUCUAGCAAAGAUGUACCAUUGACGCAGUCGGCGAAUACGCAAAUUGCCCCGGAGGUAGAAGCGAAACCUGCCAAAACCCGAAAAUCAAAGUCGAAGGCACGGAAGAAAAAGGCUGCAGCGCAGGCCAAAAAUCUGGCUAAUCUGGCUGGCACCUCGGAUGAAAAUAUAAAGAACAUGAUUCUAAUUCAGCAAAAAUCAAAACUUCGACUGAAAAAGCUUCGGCCCAGCAAAGUCAUAGCGGCCCUCAACCUCGCAGCACAGAAUGGAAAGUCAAAGUCUGGCAAAGCGGCCAAGGGUGGUCUAGAUGAGUUUGCUCCAGUGAGGUCUGCAUCUCCAAAGCUCACAAGCGAGGUUACUCUUGGGGACAUUGAGAUACUCCGUGAGUUGGUUCCAUUCUAG
Molecule: messenger RNA, 666 nt
Organism: Trichophyton verrucosum HKI 0517
Lineage: Eukaryota; Fungi; Ascomycota; Eurotiomycetes; Onygenales; Arthrodermataceae
Exons: 3
Coding region: 1-666 (221 amino acids)
Source: RefSeq, a predicted model, not a curated record